Knipowitschia caucasica is the source of this 2148-nucleotide messenger RNA. The record is from the annotation of a GenBank genome assembly. Lineage: Eukaryota; Metazoa; Chordata; Actinopteri; Gobiiformes; Gobiidae.
AUGAGCCACUGGUUUAGGGCUCAGAGUACGGAGGCCCCCGAGGGACAGAGGCCAGAGCAGAGGACUCUCACGGACUGGACAGACUUUCCCACAACCAAGAACACAAACAGAAGAGGGCAGAGGGAAGACCCCCUGAAAGACCCGCUUUGUGCCGAGCUCAGGAGCACGCGCUCAGCUCCACAGAGACCACGCCCCCCACACGCUCAGCUCCACAGAGACCACGCCCCCCACACGCUCAGCCCCACAGAGACCACGCCCCCCACACGCUCAGCCCCACAGAGACCACGCCCCCCACACGCUCAGCUCCACAGAGACCACGCCCCCCACACGCUCAGCUCCACAGAGACCACGCCCCCCACACGCUCAGCCCCACAGAGACCACGCCCCCCACACGCUCAGCCCCACAGAGACCACGCCCCCCACACGCUCAGCUCCACAGAGACCACGCCCCCCACACGCUCAGCUCCACAGAGACCACGCCCCCCACACGCUCAGCUCCACAGAGACCACGCCCUCCACAGAGACCACGCCCCCCACACGCUCAGCCCCACAGAGACCACGCCCCCCACACGCUCAGCUCCACAGAGACCACGCCCCCCACACGCUCAGCUCCACAGAGACCACGCCCUCCACAGAGACCACGCCCUCCACACGCUCAGCUCCACAGAGACCACGCCCUCCACAGAGACCACGCCCCCCACACGCUCAGCUCCACAGAGACCACGCCCCUCCACACGCUCAGCUCCACAGAGACCACGCCCUCCACAGAGACCACGCCCCCACACGCUCAGCUCCACAGAGACCACGCCCUCCACACGCUCAGCUCCACAGAGACCACGCCCUCCACAGAGACCACGCCCCCCACACGCUCAGCUCCACAGAGACCACGCCCCCCACACGCUCAGCUCCACAGAGACCAUGCCCUCCACAGAGACCACGCCCCCCACACGCUCAGCUCCACAGAGACCACGCCCUCCACACGCUCAGCUCCACAGAGACCACGCCCUCCACAGAGACCACGCCCUCCACACGCUCAGCUCCACAGAGACCACGCCCUCCACAGAGACCACGCCCCCCACACGCUCAGCUCCACAGAGACCACACCCUCCACAGAGACCAUGCCCUCCACACGCUCAGCUCCACAGAGACCACGCCCUCCACAGAGACCACGCCCUCCACACGCUCAGCUCCACAGAGACCACGCCCCUCCACACGCUCAGCUCCACAGAGACCACGCCCCUCCACACGCUCAGCUCCACAGAGACCACGCCCCCCACACGCUCAGCUCCACAGAGACCACGCCCUCCACACGCUCAGCUCCACAGAGACCACGCCCUCCACAGAGACCACGCCCUCCACACGCUCAGCUCCACAGAGACCACGCCCUCCACACGCUCAGCUCCACAGAGACCACGCCCUCCACAGAGACCACGCCCUCCACACGCUCAGCUCCACAGAGACCACGCCCUCCACAGAGACCACGCCCUCCACACGCUCAGCUCCACAGAGACCACGCCCCCCACACGCUCAGCUCCACAGAGACCACACCCUCCACAGAGACCACGCCCUCCACACGCUCAGCUCCACAGAGACCACGCCCUCCACAGAGACCACGCCCUCCACACGCUCAGCUCCACAGAGACCACGCCCCUCCACACGCUCAGCUCCACAGAGACCACGCCCCUCCACACGCUCAGCUCCACAGAGACCACGCCCCCCACACGCUCAGCUCCACAGAGACCACGCCCUCCACACGCUCAGCUCCACAGAGACCACGCCCUCCACACGCUCAGCUCCACAGAGACCACGCCCUCCACAGAGACCACGCCCUCCACACGCUCAGCUCCACAGAGACCACGCUCCCCACACGCUCAGCUCCACAGAGACCACGCCCUCCACACGCUCAGCUCCACAGAGACCACGCCCCUCCACACGCUCAGCUCCACAGAGACCACGCCCUCCACCUUCUCCACCUUCUCCACCUUCUCCACCUUCUCCACCUUCUCCACCUUCUCCACCUUCUCCACCUUCUCCACCUUCUCCACCUUCUCCACCUUCUCCACCUUCUCCACCUUCUCCACCUUCUCCACCUUCUCCUUCCAUCCACUGACAAAACUUAUCUGGCUUCAGCCCAGUAGCUUGGAGUAA